This is a messenger RNA of Stylonychia lemnae, 369 nucleotides long. Lineage: Eukaryota; Ciliophora; Spirotrichea; Sporadotrichida; Oxytrichidae. The record is from the annotation of a GenBank genome assembly.
AUGAGUAUUGAUGACUCACCUAUAAGCUCUCCAAAAUAGUUAAUUGCUGAUGAGGAUGAUGAUAACAUUCCUGUAAAAAAGAAAGGUAAGAAGGGAAGAAAGCCUAAGAAAAAUUCUGAUAGUACUUCCACCAGGAAAGUUAAAUUCUUGUUUAAGUUUAUGCCAGGAGCAGCCAAGAGUAGCUAUGGUAUAUCGGUUGGUGAAAUGGCUGGACUACCUAAAUAACUACUGGACAAGGCGGAAAUAUAAUCUGAAAACUUCAGCAAGUCUCUAGAUUCGAUAAGAGAAUUUAAAAAGAAAUAUGAUUAGAGUAACCAAUUAUUACAAGAAUAAGAGUAACAACCAAAUAAAAUGAUGGAAAUGGAUUGA